Molecule: messenger RNA, 2746 nt
Organism: Phlebotomus argentipes
Lineage: Eukaryota; Metazoa; Arthropoda; Insecta; Diptera; Psychodidae
Product: insulin-like growth factor-binding protein complex acid labile subunit
Exons: 9
Coding region: 576-2078 (500 amino acids)
Molecular function (GO): protein binding
Source: RefSeq, a predicted model, not a curated record
UGCACGGGUGGUGGAGAAUUUUCAUCUAAGGUUAUCAGACGCAGUAGAAUUGUGUAGAAAUCAAAAUGUUCUGUGAGUAUUGAAAGUCGGCAGUGUUUCUCAUGUUUAUUUCGCCAAGUGCUGUCUAAUCGCCAGCUUUGGAAAGUGUGUAGAAGUUUUGUCCGUGUCCCUUGCGUUUUUGUAGCCACACAUGAAGGAAGGAGAUGUUUUAUAAUUAAAUGGAGAGGUCACAAGUGCACAUUUCACAUGAGAAAUCUCCUCUGUAGAGGAAAAUUUUACAUUUCUUUGACUUGCCUAUUCGUGUACGAAUGACUAUAUAGAAGAGAUUCACCAUUUGGACGCGAGAAGUUAGUUGAGUACGAGUUGUGCAAGGGAUAAGCCAUAUAUUUCCUUACCCAUCAUAAACAGUUCUGUGCUGAGUGUGCUUUGUGUUGUAAAGUUCUUAAUUGAGAGGUUACUUUUAAUAGGAAAUGGGACGUUUAAGCCAACAAGCUGAUUCAAAAGAAUACUGACGUGAUUGUAGUGUAUGCUGUUCAUCAGCGGGGCAGGCUAUCGGUGUCCAGAGCUGGAAGACAAUGUUUUCAUCAAACAUUCUGGGAGCGGCGUUAGUGCUUUUGGGUCUUAUGUUUAAACUUCUGCCUGCUGUUAGUGGUCAGCCGGGACAGCCACAAAUAUGUCCACUUCCCGCUGAAAUCUCCCCAUGUGCUUGCCAAGUGAAGAAGAAUGGCCUGGAUAUUCUGUGUGAAGCCACAGACAUCACUCACAUCAACAAGGCCAUGGGCACGCUUAAAGGGAAGAGCCCCAUCAUUUUUUACCUCAAGCUUCGUCACAAUAAUUUGCCGAAACUACAAGGUUUUGUUUUCCUCGCCUUGGAUAUUCGACACUUGACUAUUCACAACAGCAGUUUGGCCGCAAUUGAAGAAACAGCUCUCAGUUCUCUAGGUAAAGGUCUCACACAGUUAGAUGUUUCUCAAAAUCAACUAUCCAACGUUCCAUCGAAUGCGGUGAAAAAUCUUCACCAUCUUCUGAUUCUGAAUCUGAAUCACAACAAAAUCUCUCAGAUUCACAACAAAGCCUUCGAGGGAUUGGAUACCCUUGAGAUUCUCACAAUGUACGAGAACAAAAUUGUGUCGAUUGAACCUGAAGCUUUUCGAGGACUCGAUAAGAAACUAAAGCGGCUUAACCUGGGUGGAAAUGAAUUGGCAACAGUGCCACAAAAAGCUCUCUCCAUUCUGGAUACACUGAAGAAAUUGGAAAUUCAGGAGAAUAAAAUAAAGAAGAUAAAGGAUGGGGAUUUUGAGGGUUUACGCAAUUUGGAUUCGCUAAUUCUGGCUCAUAACCAAUUAACUGAGGUUCCCGCGAAUGUUUUUCGUCAUCUGACUCUUCUCAACUCGCUUGAAUUGGAGGGAAAUUCUAUCUUCUACGUCGACAAGGACGCGUUUGCCGGCUUGGAGGAAAAUCUCCAGUAUCUGAGAUUAGGUGACAACAAUUUACACAUCAUUCCGAGUGAUGCUCUCAGGCCUCUCCAUCGACUCAGACAUUUAGACCUGAGGUCUAAUAACAUAAGCGUGAUAUCAGAGGAUGCUUUUGUGGGCUUUGGAGAUUCAAUUACAUUCCUGAAUUUGCAGAAGAACGACAUCAAAGUCCUUCCAGCCAUGGCAUUUGAGAAUUUGAAUUCUCUGGAAACCCUUAGCAUUCAAAAUAACAAGCUCGUUCGGAUUCCAGAGGAAGUGAUGGAGCCGAUAAUGGAUACACUUCGAGUUGUUGAUAUAAUGGAUAAUCCGUUAAUUUGCGAUUGCGAACUCAUCUGGUUCCCGAAUUUGCUGCAAGACCUCAAGAAUCGAGACGACGAAAUGACCCAGAAGAAGAGACCCAUGUGCACGAUGCCGAACGAGAACAGGGAAUACUUUGUGCAGAAUAUGCCGCUUGAGCGAAUGAAUUGCAUUAGGAAGAGCAAUGGGCAACAAGGAAUGAACUUAUAUGGGGAAUCUGCAAACUUACUGGUUAGCACGCUGUUGAUCGUUUCAAUGGGCUUAUUCGAUAUGGUUUGGUUCAUGUUAACUUGCAUAAUUUAUUGAUUUAUGGAGAAUCCCUAUGAUCGCAAUACAAAUCGAGAUAGAGAUAUGAAUGAGGAAACAUGAGGAUAACAUCAAUUGGUCUAGAUUGCGUUCUUCUUAGGCAAACACCUGAGCCGAGUGUCAGCGGCUAGAAAGGGUGACUAAGGAGGAUUCAACAGGAUUAAUUUUUGUCACCAUUAUCGAUGGGCGAUAGCAAACAUUUUGUAGAAAGAGAAAUGUUUCAUUUUCCAUAGAUGGUUAACGCGUUAUUGCAACAAUGCUAAUUUUGGAGUUCAGAGAAAAGUUUUAAGUAAAACAAGUUAGAAUUAAAAUGAUAAGAAAAUCUGUGAAUUGCAAUCAUAUCACAACAUUUUUAUAUGAAUUAUUAAUGUAUAUUAUUGAAAGAGAUGACAUAUAUUUACAUUUUUUGAAAUAAUAUGUAUAUUAACGAAAAAACAUAAGUUUUUAAGUAAAGAUGAAAAGAGGUAUAACAGACGGGAAAGCAAAUACCAAAAACUCAAUUAAAGUAAUAUUUAGUGAGUGAGAUAUUUGAGACACAAUUUUAUAAAUGGAUCCGAAAUCUGUCGUGUUUUCGGUAGUACAAGAGAUGAUAUUAAAUAUACAAUUUUGACAAGAUAUGAGAAAUAACACGUAACGAUAUUAUGUAUAAUGAUAACACUUUUAUUGUA